ACAGUUGCUAGACAUCAGGUUAAAAUUUUCGUUUCGGUUUUCAAGCGAAAAUAUAAUAUGAGAAGCGGAAUAGGUAGUUCUUCUCGACUUCUGUGGCGAUGGGCUGGCUUUUUCGCCGUGCAACUGGUUUCAAAAUGGUAACUGUGGUAAUUUUUGGUUUCGCCUUCGAGAAUAACGGUAGGAUGCAGUGCGAUGAGUUGACCCGUCAAUUCGACAGUAACCGGACACUGAUCAUUAUCACGGACGCUGCUGAUUCUGUGUUUAUCGGAUUAUCAUCGACUCAUGGUUGGAUACUGCUCCGUUCCGCUGUACACUCCUAUUUUGAAACUCGUAGACACUGCACACCAACGGCCAAACUCCGUUGAACUGAUCCACAGGUAAAUCAACGGAUUUAUCUAACUGAAAGAGCUGCUUCUUUCAAUACGACGCAUGGUAUGUGAGGGAAGUCAUACCGG
Tricharina praecox is the source of this 455-nucleotide messenger RNA. RefSeq lists its product as uncharacterized. The record is from RefSeq and is a predicted model, not a curated record. The coding region runs from base 99 to 365 and encodes 88 amino acids. NCBI's taxonomy places the organism in Eukaryota, Fungi, Ascomycota, Pezizomycetes, Pezizales, Pyronemataceae. The transcript has a single exon.